AAUUCGAGACGUUUCCGAACAGAAACGUGGUGUGGCAACAAAGUGCGCUGCUUUUAACGUCAGUGAGAAACGUUUACAGUGAUUUAUUCAGUAUUUUGUGAUAAAUUUUCGACGAAACUCGUAGAAAAUGUCGAAUAACGAGGAGAAAUUCGAUGGAAUGUUGUUGGCUAUGGCGCAGCAACACGAAGGCGGUGUGCAGGAGCUCCUUGACACAAUCUUCAGUUUUCUCGCGAGAAAAACUGAUUUCUAUACCGGAGGAGGUGAUGGAGCUGCAGAAAAGCUUGUCACCAGCAAGUUUAAAAAGCAUGAAGCUACAGCACUUGCCAAGGCUGCCAGUGAGAAAGCAGAACGUGCCGAACAAGAAAGACGCCGCAAAGAAAGAUUAGAAAAAAAGAAAAGAGAAGAAAGGGCAGAAGAAGAAAAACUUAAUUCAGAAUCUAAGAUCGUUGAAUUAACAGAUGAACAGGCUGCUAAGUUACAAGAAGAAAUAGAUAAUAAGAAAUUGGAGAAAGAGGCAUCUGCAGUUCCUGGGCCCAGCAGUGAUAAAGCUGCUGAUGAAAUUGAUAAGAAAGAGGAGAACAUGGAGGAUGAAGAGGAGGACGAGAAAGAAAAGAACAAACUCAGGCCUAAUAGUGGAAAUGGUGCAGACUUACCAAACUACAGAUGGACCCAGACACUUCAAGAUCUGGAGAUCAAAAUCCCAUUGAAAGUGAACUUCUCCGUCAGGCCUAAGGACAUUUCAAUAACGAUCACGAAGAAACACUUGACCUGCGGUAUAAAGGGUCAACCACCUAUCAUCGACGGUGAUUUCCCGCACGAGGUCAAGGUCGAGGAAUCCACCUGGGUGAUCGAAGAUGGAAAAAUGUUGCUGCUGAAUUUGGAGAAGGUGAACAAAAUGCGAUGGUGGGCACACGUGGUGACAACCGAUCCAGAGAUUAGCACGAAGAAAGUGAAUCCCGAACCCAGCAAGCUGUCCGAUCUUGACGGUGAAACCAGAGGUCUGGUAGAGAAGAUGAUGUACGAUCAAAGACAGAAGGAAUUAGGUUUGCCAACAUCCGACGAACAGAAGAAACAGGACGUGAUAAAAAAGUUCAUGGAGCAGCAUCCUGAGAUGGACUUCUCGAAAUGCAAAUUCAACUGAAUUGUUCCAAUUCGAUGAUCGAUCGUUGGUCAAAAGUUUCGUUAAACGACAAAGGAAAUUAUAUUAUCAACUACGUUGAAGGAAUCCAACGAAACUCUUAUGAUAUCAUCUCGUUAAUUAUCUCGACUUUAUCUGCACCUAUCUCUGAUACUCGUUCGCUACCAGGUUCGAAGAAAUCACCGUUCGACGAGAGGUGGCGCCACGUUCCACGGGAAAAGACCUCUUUCUCGUUCGUUCGCUUCUUUAUCGUCUGUUAUCGCUCCGCUUUUUAUUUGUCACGAGUUUCGAUAAACAGGAGCAGUGUCGUGUUGCACAAAAGUGUUUCAUGAUUUUUUCACAUUACGUUUCGUAUUAUUGGAUAAUAAAGAGUUUAGAGAAAAA
Messenger RNA from Megachile rotundata (alfalfa leafcutting bee), 1522 nucleotides. RefSeq names its product nuclear distribution C, dynein complex regulator (gene nudC). Gene Ontology annotation, cellular component: cytoplasm. The record is from RefSeq and is a predicted model, not a curated record. Lineage: Eukaryota; Metazoa; Arthropoda; Insecta; Hymenoptera; Megachilidae. Gene Ontology annotation, biological process: protein folding.